Molecule: messenger RNA, 3062 nt
Organism: Paraphaeosphaeria sporulosa
Lineage: Eukaryota; Fungi; Ascomycota; Dothideomycetes; Pleosporales; Didymosphaeriaceae
Product: SPO22-domain-containing protein
Exons: 17
Coding region: 1-2943 (980 amino acids)
Biological process (GO): regulation of synaptonemal complex assembly; meiotic cell cycle
Molecular function (GO): protein binding
Source: RefSeq, a predicted model, not a curated record
AUGGCACCUUCUCACCCAACAGCACGCUCAGAACGCGAGACGAAGGUCAAGUCGGUCUGCGCUUUCGCAUGCACCCUCGCAGACCGCCUCGACAAUUCGCACGACGCGAAGCUCACGGAAGACCUUCAAGCUCAGGUUUGCAACCUACCGCUCCCAGCAAUCUCCGCCCUGAUCGCGAAACAAGACGAACUCGAGAAUUUCGGGACUGAGCUCUGGAACGUUUCGACUCGCUUGCGACGGGACCUACUGCACACCAAUGGCAAGAUUACUGAGGAAUCCGCCAGGAGAAACCGUGAAGCCGGGCUCUUGCGUGUCUUCUCUUUCUUACUCCUGGACUCGGCGGGCAGCCAGGCGGUCAAGGGCCGGGAACGCAAAAACUGCAUUCGGCUGAUGAAGGUUGCGCUGAAGGCUGCGAAAUGGUGCGUUGAGAACAAAGAGGUGGACAAUGCGACGAAGGUGCUUGAGCGCGCAGCUGAGUAUCAGGAGAUACUGGGCGAUGAGGCCGGGGGUGAGAGGGGCGAGGCUGAGUUGGGAGAGAGACUACGCGUUGAGUACUACGCUCUGCGAACGGCGCUGGCGUGGAGAUCGGACCGUCUGGAUACUGCGGAGCACAUGUUCAUGAAGUGCCAACAGCUGUCGCGCUUUCUCACAUCGUCGCUAGCAGAGAGCGUUGCCGACCUGCUCUACGAGAUUGGCAAGGACAUGCUCAGCAAAAAGGAGUACGAAGCUGCGAUACGAUGGCUUGAGAGAGCUUACGACAUUCUCGGGGACCAGAGCCCCGAGAUGCUCAGCGCCGAAGCUGGGGAACUAAAGCUGAGCAUCAUGCAGAGUAUUGUGCAAGCGUACAUGAAGCUCAAGACUCCGGAUGCUCGCACCAAAGCAUGGCAUAUGCUCCAGCUACUUGAAGCAGAUCACAAGGGCAAGAUGUCUAUAUCAUUACUACGCCUCGAAUUGUUGUACUCGGAGGACAAGGUGGAUCCUGAACAGGUCUACUUGGUCUUACACCGAAUGAUCCACUUCGUGGUGCUCAACGACAGAAAUUUCAAGACUAUCAUGCAUUACGUCCACAAGCUGAAGGACCAGAGUGCCGCUACCGCUUGCAAAGCCCUUGACGAAGUGAUCAGCACCCGCUUGUUCCGAGAGGAGAAAGAAGCUUGGAUCGAUAAGGCCGUCAUCACUAGAGUAUGGAUCACUUGUACCUCGUUCGUUGUAGAAGGAACGUUGAACCAACUUCGGGAAUUCUUCGACGAUGUUCUCCGAAAUGCGAAAGCCCCCCUUUCUGCUCACGCAACUCACGCGGCACAGACUCUGCUCUGGAAACAGGUGGAAGCUACCUCGAGCCGUGGCCAGCAUAAAGAAGCCGAAGCAUGGUGUGGGAUUUGCCUUCAUGCGUUGUUCAACCUGGCUGGUGAGAUCAACAAAACUAAGAUUGCGAGGAAGAUAAUCAUGUGCGCUCUGGCCCGACAUGACUAUGCAGCUGCACGGGGGAUCUUCUCCAAGAUGUCCGGUCCUGGUCAGGAAGAUCGCAUGACCCGGUACCUAAUGUACAAAGUUGCGUUGCACGGCAACGAUCCAGCUGCCGAAUGCCUUGAUUCAGUAUGCCGACAGUCAUCGAAGGACACUUCCCUGCUUUAUGCAUGUGUGAUCGAGGCCCAGCAAUCAGGAAAUAAGCGAGAGGGUAUAGCAGCGCUAGAGAAGCUGCUCGAGAAGUACAGUGACCAUGCACCUGCUGGUGUAAAUCUGCCGGCGCUGUUGCGGAUGACCGUUCGCCUUCUCACGUCGGAGCUAGUUAAGGACGCCGUUUUGCAGAAAGAUGUAUUCGAGCAGAUUUGUAGAACCUUUGAUGAAGCAUCGAUACAUGCGAAGGUUUCGCGACGACGACCCAGAAAUUCUGGCAGAGAGGAAUUCAACAAUUGGGAGAUUGAAUGGCUUUCGAAGAAUUCAUACAACCUAGCUGUCAAAUACUGCGCCGAAGUCCCUCCAAAUAGUCUUGUGCGACUGUUAAGUGCAUGCAUCGAGCUUAUCAAGAUCCUCAAAGAUCACCACCAUGCCCAAGACACAGCUGACGACAUAUGUCUCCGAUUGAUGUUCUGCCAUUACUUGUUAGUCUGCACCUUCACCACACUGGCUCGAGCGGAAGACAGUAUGCAAGACUGUAUCCAACACUACGUUCAAGUCGCCAAGCACGGACGGGAGUUCCGCGUUCUUGGUGCUAACCUUAUCGACAAGUUAAGCUUGUCGUCAAAAGCCGACAUGGUCGCAAAGCAUCUACAAGUUGUCAAGCUGGAGCUUGAAGCCUCCCUAAAACGUGAACAAUGGGACGAUUUAGAGAGCCUUUUCAGCGAGUGUUGGAAAUAUGGGGGUCCAACGCACUACGACACACUUGCCGAUCUUGUGCUCAUCAUAUACUCUUCCAUGGCGAAGGACAAGGUGGACAGCAAGUACCAGACCAAGGUUCUUUCAGCGCUUCAGAAGAUCAUUAAUGCAAGUGGGAAAGGCGCAAGCUUUGACAUCGUCAAGAUGUCCCGGUGGAUCCGUUGUCUCUUCCAACUUGCGCUUACUUACGAUGAGACUGUCAGCUUGAAGUGUCUUGAUCAUGCAAUACGCAUCGCAUCUAUGCGCAAAGGAGUAACACUAAUACAGACAUCUCCCAACCUACCCAAGACCCCACCUCCGACAUCGCCCGCAUCAAUGGAUCUUGAUAGACCGAUGACUGAUGAGCAUGUCAAGGAACCCUACCACUAUCCCGCUACCGAGCUGGAGUGGCUUGCCACGACGGCCUUUAAUCAUGCAGUCGAUUACUACGUUCAGGAAAAGGACGACAAGUGCAAGCUGUGGGCGGAGAAGGCGCUUAUGCUGACUGAGUGGGCGGAGAAAGGGAGUGGGUUGAGGGGCGCGCUGAUUGAGAAGUAUUCAGGGCUUACCUGGGAGGAAGGGGGUUGAAGGAUGCGGGCAAAGGAAUGUCUUUCUGCUGAUAAAACCGAGAGAAGAGGGUCGGUGGCGAUGUGUUAGUUGAUAAAAAGUCAACGACGCUUGUGCUAAUGUAUUGAUAACGUUCAACU